Molecule: messenger RNA, 1959 nt
Organism: Capronia epimyces CBS 606.96
Lineage: Eukaryota; Fungi; Ascomycota; Eurotiomycetes; Chaetothyriales; Herpotrichiellaceae
Exons: 1
Coding region: 1-1959 (652 amino acids)
Biological process (GO): RNA processing
Cellular component (GO): nucleus
Molecular function (GO): RNA-3'-phosphate cyclase activity
Source: RefSeq, a predicted model, not a curated record
AUGGUCACUCUCGACGGCUCGACCCUCGAAGGCGGCGGCCAACUUGUCCGGGUGGCGCUCUCGAUCUCGGCGAUCCGAGAAAUUCCAGUCCGCAUCACAAACAUCCGAGCUAAUCGGGCGUCGAAAUCGGGGCAGUCCAGCCGUGGGAGGCGACACGGGCAAGAUCAAACAACAACAACGACAACGAGGCCUGGUCUAGGUAGGGGCAUCGAGCAUGCCGACAAGGGGAGAGGGAGAGCGAAGAAGGCCGGUGGAGGGCUAAAGGAGAGAGCGAAGAAGGCCGGUGGAGGGCUAAAGGAGAGCCAUCUCGCAGCGUUGAACUGGUUGGCUGACAAGUGCGGCGCCGACGUGCAAGGCGACGAGGUCGGUUGUUGUGAAGUUCAAUUCCACCCGGGGCGAAGACGAGCGUCACGGCAGCGCAGUGGCAUAGCUUCAGUGAACGUGGACGACAACGGCAACGACGCUUCAGUGAACAUGGACGACAAUGACAACGACAGGAUAAACAUAGACAACAACAACAACGACAACGACAACGACAACGACAGGAUAGAGACCAUCGAACUGAAGAACCCAGGCAGUGUCUGGCUCGUGUGGCAGGCCAUCUUUCCCUAUAUUGUGUUUUCAAUGCUCGCGUGUCCCCGACAGCGACAGGCUGACAUUGGCAUUGUCGGUCACUCUGCACCAGUACCGUCCUCGUCCUCCUUCUCUGCACCAGUACCGUCACCGUCCUCGUCCUCCUCAGAGGCGAAUGCUAAGCCGGCGUUCCGCAUCCGUCUGAAAGGCGGCACCAAUGUCCCCAAGUCCCCCUCCAGCGAGUACAUGCAACAAGUCUUCUUCCCGGUCUGCGAGAAGAUUGGCCUGCCGAGAGUCGAGGUCGACGUCCACCGCCGCGGAUGGGCUGGCAGUGCACCGGAGAUCGGGGUGGUCGACAUCUGUGCCUAUCACCCUUCUUGCCGGAUGAGUUCCGAGGGCGAGGGCCUACAAGGGGGAGGUGAUACAGUGUCGACACGACACAACAGCGCAUCGAUGCGAAAACAGGACCACGACAACCCCUGCAAUAGCAAUACUAAUAGCAAUCACAAUAGCCAGUCCAGUAGUGUGGGCGAGGUGGAAACCAAGAAUGAUAAUGAGAGUGAGAAUGAGAAUGAGGAUAAGAACAAGAAGGAGAACGAGAAUAAGAACAAGAACAAGAAGGAGAACGAGAAUAAGAACAAGAACGAGAAGGAGAACAAGAAGGAGAAUGAGAAGGAGAAUGAAAAUGAGAAUAGGAACAAGAAGGAGACUGAGACUGAGAAUAAGAACAAGGAGAAUGACGGUGCAACGCAAGGCUUCCAAAAGUUCCGCCUACCUCCUUUCCAAAUCCCCCUCGCCCACGACACCAUCAGCCGCAUCACCAUGACCAUUGUCGCCGGAAGCGAACAAACGCACACUCUUCUCGCAACCCAACUGGCCACGUCUCUUCGCACCAUUCCGAUCUUCUCGGCCCCUUCCCUCCCCAUCACACUGCACCCGUGCUCCGGCCCAUCGGGCCACGAGCGCCGCCUGUACGUUCUGCUGGUGGCCCAGACAUCGGCCGGUCAUCGACUUGGGCGCGACCACCUCGGUGGCGGCCGGAAGAUCGGCUCGGAAGCGGACAGACGGCGCGUCGUGGCUGAAGUCGUAGGCCGGGUGGUGAGGGAGUUUGCAGAAGAGUGUCAAGGUAGAGAUGGAGAAGAGCGUCAAGGUAGGUCUCUAGACGGCCGUGAUGGGCCUCAGCCCGCGUGUGUCCAUGUCGAUGAGUUUACAGAGGACCAACUGGUCAUUUUCCAGGCCUUGGCCGAAGGAACCACCACUGUGCAUGCUGGAGGGAGGUUCGGAAAUAGUCUGCACACCCGGACGGUCAGGUGGGUGUGUCAUGAGAUGUUGGGCAGCGUGUUCGAUGGUCUGGGUACAUGUUGGCCACCGUGUUCGAUGGUCUAG